Molecule: messenger RNA, 731 nt
Organism: Brassica napus (rape)
Lineage: Eukaryota; Viridiplantae; Streptophyta; Magnoliopsida; Brassicales; Brassicaceae
Product: stress-associated endoplasmic reticulum protein 2
Exons: 3
Coding region: 384-590 (68 amino acids)
Biological process (GO): endoplasmic reticulum unfolded protein response
Cellular component (GO): endoplasmic reticulum
Source: RefSeq, a predicted model, not a curated record
UAGGGUUUUUGCUCAUGUAAACGGGAUUAAAAGUUUAACUUCAUUAUUUUGACAUGACAGGGCGGAUUUCUUUCCCCUGAUUCUAAUCUUAGAAAAAAAAUCUCCAAAAGAACGGUUUACGUAUUGAUCACCACACGUAUGUGUACCCAAUUAGAAAAGGGCUGUGACGACGCACGGUGUGAGAAUAGCAAUCGGUGGUGAUUGAUCCCUUUCAUUGUUUAGGUGGUGGUGGCGAAGAAACACGGGAGAGUAGCGGUACACCGUAUAUUGAUUACAAAUUAUAAGGUAAAAACAAAAAAAAAGUUUGAAGCAUUGUUGUUCGGCUCACACGAUCUGUCAAUUUCGAUUCCUUGUUUCCUCCGUCCACGAAGAGUGUUUCUACAAUGACAACUUCAAAGAGGCUCGCAGACAGGAAGAUUGAGAAGUUUGACAAGAACAUUACUAAAAGAGGUUUUGUUCCCGAGACCACCACCAAGAAGGGCAAAGAUUACCCCGUUGGACCCAUCCUCCUCGGCUUCUUUGUCUUCGUCGUCAUUGGCUCCUCUCUCUUCCAGAUCAUCAGAACUGCAACUAGUGGAGGCAUGGCAUAAAAACCUAAUCAUCAUUCAAGCUAGAGGAAUCCAUUCUCAAUAUGAUAAUCUCUCCUCUCUUUUUCCCUUCCUUGUACUACUUGUAGAAUGUGUCAACUUUGUAUUUACUGCAAGUUAAUGUUAUCAAGAAUAUCUUCUUUA